This is a messenger RNA of Loxodonta africana (African savanna elephant), 1444 nucleotides long. Its product is annotated as insulin-like. The record is from RefSeq and is a predicted model, not a curated record. The transcript has 2 exons. NCBI's taxonomy places the organism in Eukaryota, Metazoa, Chordata, Mammalia, Proboscidea, Elephantidae. Bases 224 to 682 code for a protein of 152 amino acids.
GUGCCACAGCCACCAGCCCCAGCAGCACUGAAUUGGAGCAAAGACCCUUGAACUUGGAGGUGCUCGAGGGCUUACAAGAGAGAGCAGGAAUUAUUGAAGAAGAGGAGGAAAGGCGUGGAGGGGACGAGGAGGUGAGGGGCAAAAGCCAUAAUUCCAGUUGGCACUUGGCAGGUGCCCUGCUCAGUGGUGGAGAGGUGCUCCUGCUUCUAGGGGCUUCAUUAUCAUGCACACCCUAAAAGUGCCCUUCGUCGUCUCUGCAGCCUCCUCCACCUCCACUUCCUCCUCCCCGUCCACCCGGCUGGAGGGCUUGGGCACCACAGCCAGAGCACCCCCUGCUUUGGCGGCGACUGCUAAUAUUGGCCCGACCAGCGGAUCAUCGGCCGGGCAGUUUCAGGAGAGAGCCUUGGGCACCAGUGACUCCCCAGUCCUCAUUAUCCACCGUCCCGGAGCGGCUGGGACUGCGCAGAGACUAGAGUACAGGGGCCGAAGAGUGACUGCUGACCUGGUGGAGGAGGAGGUGGGCACUAGACCCCAGCACCAGGGUCCCCCAGCUGGCCCAGCCCACUCGGCUUACCCCCUUGCCCAGCCUGCCCUCCAGCCGGCCAGAGCCUCCCGUGAUCCCAGCCCUGAGGUGAGCUGCUGCGGCUUGUGGCCCCAGAGAUCCCAGCGCUCCCAGAACUAAGGCCGGCAGCCAGACCCAGCGCCUGAGAGGUAAGUGUCCCCGGUGCUCCAGGCACAGCAGAUGAGGCUGAGUUAGUCAGGCUAUGUACAGGGACCCGACGUCCUUUGGUCUUUGGAGUCUCUCAAGGCAGAGACACCCCCUUUAAAAGCAGCAGGGCUCGGAAAGGCUGGGUGUGCUCAGAGUCACAGCUGGUGUCUGGUGCUCAGGUGGUCCCACUCUAGGUGCUGCUCCCUGGGGUUGGGGCUCAGGUGUGGACAAAGCAGACUCCCUGCGGUCUCUGCAGAACGCCAAAGCCCUCUUAUGGAGCUCCUGGAGGAGAGAAAAGGUCAAAGGAAGGGAGCAGGCAGAAGGGGAGGGCAGCCAGCCCAGAGGGAGAAGAAAGGGUUUUUCCAUGUGGAGCCAGAAUUUGAGGAGGGGGACAGAAAGUGGGAGGGGAGGGAAAAAAUUCUAAGUUGGGGAGGAAUCCUGGGAGCAGAACCCCCUUCCUCCCAGCCCUGGGACCUCAUUCUAGUUCCCUGACCUCUCUGUAUCCCCAUUUGUCAAAGUUCAGAACUGUGAAAAGCAAGUGAUGUGAUGGGCAAAUGGGGGGGUGGGCUUUGAGCCUAAGGGGUUUUACAAUUGUCAUUGUCCCAUUGUAUUAGGACAGCUGACUGGGCUUCCUGUUGGAGGGGGGAGGCGGCUAGAAAGGCCCUCUGGCCAGAACCACCUUCUACUCCCCUCCAGAGCAAGCAAGCCCCUGGUGGUGGUGGUGGCCCCCCCGGA